Molecule: messenger RNA, 1188 nt
Organism: Olea europaea var. sylvestris
Lineage: Eukaryota; Viridiplantae; Streptophyta; Magnoliopsida; Lamiales; Oleaceae
Exons: 1
Coding region: 1-1188 (395 amino acids)
Source: RefSeq, a predicted model, not a curated record
AUGACAGAACAGGAUGUUAGAGCAGCCAAUGAGGAUAACCAACAAAGGGCUAUUCGGGACUACAUAAGGCCGGUUGUCAAUGAUAACUAUUCCGGCAUCGCACGCCCAGCAAUUGCUGCAAACAAUUUCGAAUUGAAGUCAGGGUUGAUACAUAUGGUGCAGCAAAAUCAGUUUGGGGGUGCUGCAAUAGAAGACCCAAAUGCUCAUCUUGGAUCCUUUUUGGAAAUUUGUGAAACGGUGAAGAUGAAUGGGGUUACUGAAGAUACAAUUAGACUCCGCCUAUUCUCAUUCUCUUUAAGGGAUGAAGCAAAGGCUUGGUUCCAGUCACUACCGUAUGGCUCAAUUACAACUUGGGAUGAUUUGGCCCAGAAAUUCCUCACCAAGUACUUUCCACCUUCUAAAUCAGCUCAACUUCGUGGUGAAAUUAGCCAAUUCAAACAACUCGACUUCGAGCCAUUCUAUGAAGCCUGGGAAAGAUUUAAAGACUUGCUUAGGAGAUGUCCUCAACAUGGAUUCCAGAAAUGGGUACAAAUUGAGAUAUUUUAUAAUGGGCUAAAUGGGCAGACAAGGACUAUGGUAGAUGCAGCUGCGGGAGGCAUUUUAAUGGCUAAAACAGCAGAGGUUGCAUAUGCUUUAUUGGAUGAUAUAGCCACCAACAGUUACCAAUGUCCAAGUGAGAGAUCGGGUGUAAAGAAAGGAGCAGGACUUCAUAAAGUGGAUCCCAUCACCGCACUAGUUGCUCAGGUUGCAUCACUCACAAACCAGAUAGUCAUGCUUACCACUCAAGAAAAUCAACAGAAGGUAGAUUCAAUCAUGAGUACUUCUUCAUCACACCAAGAGACAGAGGUUGCAAAUGAGCAGGCCCAAUACGUCAACAGUAGAAACUACAAUCAAAGAGGAAGCUACCAAGCUAAUCACUAUCAUCCAGGGCUGAGGAAUCAUGAGAACUUGUCAUAUGGCAACAAUAGAAACACACUUCAACCUCCACUCGUAUUCAACACUCAGAAUUCUGAUGGGAAACCACCAUUGGAAGACAUCCUUGAGAAGUUCAUUUCUGAGAUAAGAUCACGCUUCAACAAAGAUGAAUCACGGUUAGAUAAUAUUGAAACACAUGUGUCCAACAUGGGAGCCACAAUCAAGAAUCUUGAAGUGCAAAUUGGUCAAUUAGCUACCUCAAUGAAGUCUUAG